Anopheles coustani is the source of this 3837-nucleotide messenger RNA. RefSeq lists its product as uncharacterized. The transcript has 22 exons. NCBI's taxonomy places the organism in Eukaryota, Metazoa, Arthropoda, Insecta, Diptera, Culicidae. The record is from RefSeq and is a predicted model, not a curated record. Bases 1 to 3837 code for a protein of 1278 amino acids. Gene Ontology annotation, molecular function: serine-type endopeptidase activity. Gene Ontology annotation, biological process: proteolysis.
AUGGCUGUCCUACGCUGCUUCAAAGAUCCUUGCGAUCAACCAUUUUUGGGUUUAAUAUUGAUGGGUCUAAUUUUGCGAACAGGAAACACGCUGAACAAUGAUGGGGACUCUUCCAUGAAACCCAACGAAAUGCUGUUUGAAAUCAAUUCGUUUGGUUUUAACACCCUAGUGGAAUGUUGUCUGCAUGCAUCGCAUGCACAACCGGCUUAUUUUGGAGAAUUUGCUCAUAUGGCAGCAAUAGGGUGGAGUCAACCGGAAGGCUCAACACUUUGGAACUGUGGUGGAUCGUUGAUAUGGGGAAACUAUAUUCUCACUGCCGCCCAUUGUGCCGCAGACAGAUAUGGUAUAGCCCCUGAUGUGGUACGGUUAGGGGACCUGAAUCUAUACGAUACAAGUGAUGAUGGCUACGUCCAGCAGCGCAAGAUCGUUGAGAUCAUAAGACAUCCUUAUCACGUGUUUAGUAUGAAAUAUCACGACAUAGCUCUGAUGCGUUUGGAUACAAGGCUCACCCCGCACUACCUGCAUACGCAUGGAUUGCGAGCUGGUUUGCAAGAUAAUCAAAUAUGUGCAGGUGACAUCAAAAUGGACACCUGUCCGGCCGUAUCCCGUUCUAACUCAUUUGAAGCGGUUGGCUGGGGAGAAACUAGCUUUAGAGGAAUGCGUUCGCCGUUCCUGGUUAAGGUCCGCCUAAGCCUGGUUGGAAAAUCGAAAUGCAGUAAACAUUACUUGUAUACGCGUGGAUUAGGUGCAGGUUUGCACGAGAAUCAAAUGUGCGCAGGUGAUGAAAUAAUGGAUACAUGUCCGGGCGAUUCAGGAGGUCCACUGCAAGUGAAGCACUACUUCAAUGAACUUAGUGCUCCAUUUUUGGUCGGAGUGACGUCGUUUGGAGCUGCCUGUGGCCUCUCGGCUCCAGGAGUCUACACUAAAGUGGCUCCUUAUAUACCAUGGAUAACUUCGACGCUGAAAUCAGGUGGAGAGUAUGUGCCAGCGCAUGGACGACCAGCUUAUUUCGGGGAAUUCGCUCAUAUGGCAGCAAUAGGGUGGAGUCAACCGGAAGGCUCAACACUUUGGAACUGUGGUGGAUCGUUGAUAUGGGGAAACUAUAUCCUCACUGCAGCCCAUUGUGCUGUAGACGGCAGUGGUAUAGCCCCUGAUGUGGUACGGUUAGGGGAUCUGAAUCUAUACGAUGCAAGUGAUGACAUCUACGCCCAGCAGCGCAAGAUCGUUGAGAUCAUAAGACAUCCUUAUCACGUGUUUAGUAUGAAAUAUCACGACAUAGCUCUGAUGCGUUUGGAUUUAAGGCUCGCAACUUCUCCGACACAUAUUCGCUAUGAGGGUAACAAAAUAAGUGCAGUUGCAGAAGUCUUUAAGCAUCCAAAAUAUGAGGAAAACUCUUUGUACAACAACAUAGGAAUACUGAAGCUGAAGGAUCCAGUCAAGUUCUCGAAAUCCUUUGUUCCGGCGUGUCUGUCGCUUGAAGACGAUUCUUCCAUAAAGAAAUUGACUAUUUCUGGCAGGGGAUCGCUGGAACUAAAUGAUUUUGAACCAAAUCCAACUGCAUUCUGGUCAAACAAAACGGUGGAUGUACUUGCUACCAGCUACAUACACAAUGUGACAAACUGCACAGAUUCAUUCAAAUCCCAUUUAGCGAAGGGGUUAACCGACGAGCAUCUUUGUCUCGGCUCGGAUCUCUUCCUGGUUCCUGGCUCUUGCAAUCAAAUCCUCGGUGGUCCGAUACAAACUAAAGCAUACCAUUUUGAUUACAAAAUAACCAACGUGUACGCACUAAACCUUUACGGCAAGGAUUGCGGAUAUGUCCCAGAGGAUGAUAUGGAAUGGUUGAUCGUACCCAACCAACGAACAUCUAUCGAUGACUGCCACGUUCGAUAUCACAGAUAUGGUUUACCGUUACCCUCUACGCCUCAAGUGGCCUUUGGUACAACGGCUUAUAUAACGGAGUUCGCUCACAUAGCGGCCAUAGGAUGGACUCGUGAGGAUGGUGCAAUCGUCUGGAAUUGUGGUGGUUCAUUGAUCUGGGAGAACUAUGUUCUUACUGCGGCCCAUUGUACGGCAGACGCCGACAAUAAUGUUCCAGAUGUGGCACGGCUUGGGGACAUCAACCUUUACAACACUGAAGAUGACAUGUUCGCUCAGCAGCGGAGGAUUGUUGAAAUUAUAAGGCAUCCGGAACAUAUGUUUUCUAGAAGAUAUCACGAUAUCGCUCUGAUGCGUUUGGAUAAGGGUGUCAUUUUACAUGAUACAGUUGCUCCCGCAUGUCUUUGGAAUGAGGACGUGAUCCGUUUCAAAUCUUUUGAAGCUGCUGGGUGGGGAGAUACAGGGUUUGCUGAGAAACGUUCACCGGUUCUGUUGAAGGUUUCUUUGAGUCCAGCUGAUCCUGUACGGUGUAGCAAUCAUUUCUUGCAUACGCGAGGACUGCGUGACGGUCUACACCCGAACCAGAUGUGUGCCGGUGAUGAGCAAAUGGAUACCUGUCCGGGUGAUUCUGGGGGUCCACUGCAAGUAAAGCUGCUACACAACACUCGUGUCACUCCGUUUGUGGUCGGAGUAACGUCAUUUGGGGCUGCCUGUGGUCAAUCGGUUCCAGGUGUCUACACUAGAGUGGCACCUUAUAUUCCCUGGAUACGCACGGUGCUUAACGAUCGUGGAGAGAAUGCGACAGAGCAAAUGUUCCAACCAUCAGCUUGUGCCUUACGGUACGUACGGUAUAGAGAGUACGAUCCGGCUGUUAUACUCGGUGGCACUAACGGGCAGCAAUCGUUGGAGUUCGCUAAUGCUCAACUGUUGAAAGCUGCCACGGAACAUCAAGUUUCAAUCCAUUGGAAUGAAACACUCUCCACGCAGGGAUCGACAUGUUAUGGUAUCAUUUUUGAUGAACGAUGGGUUGUUACACUAGCACGAUGCACUGAAAUCGAUGGGGUCCCACCCACGCAUAUCCGGUACGGAGGAAACAAAAUGAAUCAUGUUGCCGAAUAUUUCCAACAUCCAAGAUACGAGACCAAUUCACCGUACAACGAUCUAGGACUUCUUAAGUUGAAAGAUCGCGUGACGUUCGGCGGAUCUUUCGUUCCUGCUUGCUUGUGGUAUAAGGAGGAUACACCCGUAUCAAAGCUGAAAACGGCUGGCCGUGGUUUAAGGAAUCAAAUUGAACGAAAAAUUCCCUCAAUUGCCAUUGCAUCUAAUGAAACGAUCGAUGUUCAUGCAGUUGCAUACGAGCGACAUGGUCCAAGCUGUUCUUUAUCAGAUGAUUAUGCAUCCCAAUUCGAAAAAGGUUUAACUGACGAGCACCUCUGUUUUGGGUCUGAACAAUUCUUGCUUCCUGGCACCUGCAACCAAACCCUCGGCGGACCAAUCGCAAGCGAAGGGUACAUAUGGCAUCGUAUGCUUCCUGACGUAUACGCAUUGAACCUUUUCGGCAGAGACUGUGGGUAUGGGGAACCGGCAGUUGGUGUGAAAAUCGCUCAUCACAUGGAAUGGAUGCAGUCCGUUUUACUACCGAAGCAUGAUCUUCCGGACCAUGAUGAGCGAGUUAUAUUUCUGAAUGAAGCGCUUGAAGAAGGUGAUCGUUGUGUUGCAGGGCGUGGAAGUGAUGGUACAUGCGUUGAAGCUGCGUAUAGUCCUUAUGUAUCGUAUGAGUGGGAAGAAGGUUCGGUAGCACGAUUUUGUCAGACCGGAUCAUUGGUGUGCUGUCCAAAUGAACUCAUUCGUAACGACACAAAUGCUGAAUGGAGGGAAAUCGAUGGAUGUAUACAUCUGGUCAAACAGACGCAUUUCCAAGAUACAGCAUCGACUGCAAGGACACCUUCGGCAGGGUUCUAG